Manihot esculenta (cassava) is the source of this 858-nucleotide messenger RNA. Its product is annotated as 40S ribosomal protein S15a-5. The record is from RefSeq and is a predicted model, not a curated record. Lineage: Eukaryota; Viridiplantae; Streptophyta; Magnoliopsida; Malpighiales; Euphorbiaceae. Gene Ontology annotation, cellular component: ribosome; cytosolic small ribosomal subunit. Gene Ontology annotation, biological process: translation. The transcript is spliced from 3 exons. Gene Ontology annotation, molecular function: structural constituent of ribosome. Bases 78 to 467 code for a protein of 129 amino acids.
CCCUUGUGCUGUUCUCAACAUAGUUUCCCAAAGAUCAUCAGGUUUUAGGUUUAGUUCGUGAGACAGAGAGAGAAGAAAUGGGGAGGAGGAUAUUGAAUGAUGCGUUGAGGGCAAUAGUGAAUGCAGAGAGGAGAGGGAAAGCCUCUGUGGAGUUGCAACCCAUCUCUACUGUCAUGUCUUCUUUCCUCAAGAUCAUGAAAGAUCGAGGAUAUAUAAAAAAUUUUCAGGUUUAUGACCCACAGAGAGUCGGGAGGAUAACAGUUGAACUACAAGGCAGGGUAAAAGAUUGUCGGGCACUCACUUACAGGCAAGACAUCAAGGCAAAGGAUCUAGAAGCAUACAGGUUGCGAAUGCUUCCCACUCAUCAGUAUGGGUAUGUCGUGAUAACCACUCCAGAUGGUGUAUUGGACCAUGAAGCAGCAAUCAGCCGGAAUGUAGGUGGUCAGGUUCUUGGUUACUUCCACUAGAUGUCUGUGCUGCCAUUGAACGAUUCAUGGGAGUUGAUGGGCAAAAAGUCUAUCACCUGCUGUUUCUUCAAGAUCGAAAACUUAGUAUCGAAAACUUAGUAUCGAAGUGUGAUGAAUGGGAGAAACAAUUGACCUCGCCAGUAACUGAGCUGCCAUGAAAGACUCUGUAGCUGAUCAUACCUUCCAAAAUUUUUAACUAUACUAGAUUUGUUUUGUUAUCUAUGACUCUUAUACGCAAGUCCUUGGACGACGAACAAAUGAGUGUUGCUAUUUGGUGAUUUUGUUUUAUUAGCCUUUGUUGUGUUUGUCGCAUAAGACGAGAAGACUUGAGUUUGGUCUGUCAAUCUUCGUUCUUGUAAUGCGAAAAAUAAAUUUCCAAUUGGUUAGAUCA